AUGGAACUCUUUGAUACACUUUUUAACAUAGCCACUAAAAAGCGAACUAUUUAUGAGAAAAAUGUGGAUUUUAACGACCCAUCAUCCCAAGAAUAUGAUACACAGUUAGUUCCAGAACAAUCUCCCGAUGAAUACAAGACCGGAGGGGAUGAUGUUUACGAGAAUACUAAUUUAAAAACAUUAGACUUUAUUACUAAGGUGAAAAAUAGAUUGGAAGGUAAAAAUGUUAUAUCUGAAAAACCACAUAAAUCUCUCGAAACUUUAGAAGCUGAUAUUUCUUCUCAUUCACCACUUACUCCAAAUAAUGAAACUAUCAACACAAAGGUUUUUGAAGGUGAUGAUUUGGAAAUCGAAAAUAUGCUAUUGACUCAAAAGGUUACAAAAAACGUUUCUCAGACCCAAGUGAUCAAUACCAAAGAAAGACAAAUUUAUAAAGCACAGCAGUACGAGUAUAAUAACUAUGAGGAUAGACAAGAUAUUCAAUUAUUUAAUAAAUAUUCUCAGCCCCACGAUAAUACGCAACAAGGAAAACUUAAAAAAGAACUUCCAUCUCAAACCCAGCUUAUUAAAAAAGAGACAAGCAAUAUGGACACACAGGUAAUUGAAACACAGAAUGUUUCCAAUUCACCAGAAUACUCACUUGAAACACAACCCAUUGUUGAUGACAUUACCACCAUAUCCAUAAAUAACAGUUGUACACAAAUACUUGGAAAUACUGCUUCAUCUUCAAAAGUAUUGCCAUCUAAGACUGUCGAAGCACCCACAUUGAAAUUGUAUGAAGUCCAACAGCGAAUUACUCUUGAAGAGGAAAACAAUGAGAAGGCUGUUAAAGAGGCACGAGUUAUUGAUAACUCUAAAAGAUCAAUUGAAAGGAAAAAACAGAGAUUUACCAAACAACAAUUGCUCAAUGCGUUCAAUAAUAGCGAUGAAGAUUCCGAGAAUGAUGAACCCAAACCAAAAUUAACAACAAUCGUGAAAAAUAUACCGAACAAUGCGGGAUUUUCAUCCUCAGAUGAUGAUGAAUUUAAAAUAGAACUUAAAAAAACAAGCAAUGACAAUGAAUAUUCGAAACCCUCAAAGAUAUUACAACGCUAUACACAAACCUUAAAAACCAAAAAAGUUAUUGAGUUAGAUUCGGAUGAUGAAAAAAGCCAUCCAAGUAACAACUUAGCUAUAAAUCCUGCAGAUGAUAUAGAUAAGGAGGAAACAGUUCUUAAAUCAGCUAGUUCUAAAGCAGCAUUGUUAGGAAUUAGAGCGAAAAAAUCCAAAAAAAAAAAUGGCAAAAAAGGAAAAAAACAAUUAUUGAUUAAAACUGGCCACACAGGUAGUUUGCAGGAUUUGCUUCAAGAAUUAAGACAAGUUAAUAGGAAUCAAAUUUUAAAAAACAAAAAGGAAUUGAUUGAAAAACAAGGGUUAACCAUGGAAGAGUUGGAAAAAGAACAUAAAGAAGUGGAAAAUUUAUUAGAACAAGAAAUUCAAAGAAAUUUGCGUAUCAGAGCCAAAGAAAAGGAGAGAGAAAAAGCAUCGAAGAAACAAAUCGAACAACAAAAACUGGUUGGGGAGGAGAGUGGUAUUAUCGACGAGGUUCCAGAAAGUGAUGAUAAUGUUUAUGAUCCUUACUCCAACGAAGAAGGGGGUUCUGAAGAAGCUUCUGUCAGCGAUGACAGCGAACAUGAGCAACAUACAUUGGAAGUGGAAGAGGAUCACUUGGAUGUUGUAUAUGGUAAAAAAGAAGAUUCUGAUUACAAAAUUGAUCUAAACGAAGGAAAGGAAGAGGUGGGGAAAGGUGAAGAUGAUGUUGAUAAUGAAGAAGAAAAAAUAGUUUUAUCAAAAAAAACUAGAAAAUUUAAUUUUAUUGAGGAACCUAACAAGUCUGCUCCGUUACUACUAACUUCGAAAAUUGGGGAUAUUUCCGAUAAUGAUUUACUUAGUUCCGAAGAUACUGAUGAAGAAGAUGAAGCUGCCUAUAAAGAAAAAAUGGCUCUAGCGAUACGAAAAAAUAGGAACAAAGAAAAGAAAAAGGAAAAAUUACAUAAGGAAAUGAAGAAAAAAGGUAUUUAUGAAUUGUAUGAUAUGGAAGCUGAAGAAUCUGAGGAUGAGUGGCAUGGACUUGGUGGAGCAGACGGCGAAGAAAGUGAUGAAUACGAUCCUGAAUUAGAAAAGAUGGUUGAUGAUUACACAAAACAGAAUUUUAACCCAGACGAGAUUAGAAAGUUAAUAGCCUCUGAGGAGAAGGCCCAUGACGAAAAGAUGGUCAACAAAAUUUUACAUGACAUAAAAAAUGGUGGUUUCAGAAAAAGAGGUAGGGGUGCAUUGGACAUAGAAUUAAGUGAUGAUGAAGACGAUGAAUUAAAGAAAUACAGGUUGAAAAAAAGGGAACUUUUGCGGAAAAGAAUGUUAGAAAAUAAAGAAAAUAGAGAGCUAGCUCAAAAUAAUAAAAGAACUGCAUUUUUCAACAGUAUUUUAAACGAUGACUUAGAAGAAGAGAAUAAACUUUUUGCUGGUGAAGAAGAAGAAGAAGAAGAAGAAGGAGAAGAAGGAAGACGAGGAAAGGAAAAAGACUCACAAACAGUUAAUGAAAGCGAGGGAACAAAUAAAGUGGUACUUACCAAAGAUUUUGUCAGCAAAACAUUAUCAUUUUUGACAAGUAAAACAGAUGAUUUACAAGAUGAAUUUGAAUUAUCUAGGAUUCAACAUGAUUCUUCCUAUGAAAUCCCAGAUUUACAUAAAUUGAAGCAAAAUAGUUCUAUUAAAAGUUUUGAUUCAAAACAAAUCAGAUCUUCCAUUAAGGAACAUGAUGACGAUCUUAUCACAAGUUUCGGUUCCAGUUUUGUGCCUUCUGCAGUAGAAUCUUUUAUUUCAAAAUCAGAUAUUAACUCAAAAUUUAAAAAUGGCAGUAAGUCUGUAAAGAUAUCUAAAUCAUAUAGGGCGGUGGGUAGUUCUAAAGCAUCAAUCACAUAUUUUGGUAAGAAGCGUCAAUUGAAAGCUCCAUCUAGAACUGAAAAGGAAAAACACUUUCUGAUAGGGAAUAGACAAUUUUCUUCAAGAUUAAUUAGAAAAACAGAAAAUACGUUUGAAUAA
Messenger RNA from Saccharomycodes ludwigii, 3081 nucleotides. RefSeq names its product chromatin-modulating protein MRC1 (gene MRC1). NCBI's taxonomy places the organism in Eukaryota, Fungi, Ascomycota, Saccharomycetes, Saccharomycodales, Saccharomycodaceae. The record is from RefSeq and is a predicted model, not a curated record. The transcript has a single exon. Gene Ontology annotation, molecular function: anaphase-promoting complex binding. Gene Ontology annotation, biological process: mitotic DNA replication checkpoint signaling; activation of protein kinase activity; mitotic G2 DNA damage checkpoint signaling. The coding region runs from base 1 to 3081 and encodes 1026 amino acids.